Molecule: messenger RNA, 935 nt
Organism: Tilletiopsis washingtonensis
Lineage: Eukaryota; Fungi; Basidiomycota; Exobasidiomycetes; Entylomatales
Exons: 1
Coding region: 349-831 (160 amino acids)
Source: RefSeq, a predicted model, not a curated record
UCGUGUGACUCACGCCGCCCUGACGAGCACAUCGCGCGCUCGUCGUGCUGCGCUCUUGGCCCUCGGCCCGCGACGGCCGUUCCUGCGCUGUCGGGUUGCUUCUUCGAAGCUUGCCGACGCCGUGCAUUCCUCCUUUCUCCCACGCCACGGAGACAAUGAGUAGACAGUGCUUUGUGCGCCGGCGCGAGCACUAGCCAAGCGGCGGCGUCGCUCCUAGAUACUUCGCACGCCACGCAGCAGGCCCUCCGCCCGCGGCUCCAGGCGUACGAAGCGCUCAUAGCAUCAACGCAGUAGCAGGCAGGCGCCCGACCUGGCUCGCUCACGCCUGCCGCAUCUCUCAUCUGCGCUAUGUCUCGGGGGGGAGAGCGAAUCACAGGCGCCGCGUGUGCCAGCACGCAGCGUCAUGCGGCGGCCCGCACGGGACAGGACUCAUGCGUGCGGACAGAGCGGCGAUCAGAGCAGCUCAUUGCUCAUGCGAGCCAGAGCAGGCAGCGGUGGACAAAGGAGCCGCUGAUGAGGUGCGAGCCGCUGAGCGAGGUGGCGCGCGGGCUGAUGAUGCGAGAGGACGAGGGCCAGACAGUGGCAGCUAGUGCGGGAAUCGAGCGUUGUCCCGGCCAUCGGGACACUCUCCGAGCCGAUCCGCUGUGCCUGAUGGGCAGCGAAGUCGGAGCGGCGGCCGGAGUUUGCCAGCGACGAGGAAGUGCUCCUCAGUCCCCGCCAAGGCCCGACGGUCGCGCGCGCCAUGUUUGUUCGCGCAGCACGCAGACGCAUGAUAGCGCCGCACGGCAUGGCAUGGCAACUGGCCAAUCUCGACGAGAGAGCGCUACGUAGAAUUAUGGGCAGGACUGCAGCGUGGGUCCGCGCUCUUGUGCGGCACGGCAGGGAGCGCCGAACAACGAUCAGCGCGUGGCGGACGAACAAGAGACGCGCGCGAG